Colossoma macropomum (tambaqui) is the source of this 1441-nucleotide messenger RNA. RefSeq names its product SAP30 binding protein (gene sap30bp). The coding region runs from base 16 to 933 and encodes 305 amino acids. Gene Ontology annotation, biological process: regulation of DNA-templated transcription. The transcript is spliced from 11 exons. The record is from RefSeq and is a predicted model, not a curated record. Gene Ontology annotation, cellular component: nucleus. NCBI's taxonomy places the organism in Eukaryota, Metazoa, Chordata, Actinopteri, Characiformes, Serrasalmidae.
CUGUGGAGAGCAGUGAUGGCGAGCAGUAAGAAGAGCGCCUUGCUGUCCUCUUUAGCGGCUUAUGGAGACGAUUCAGAGCCGGAGUCCGAGCCCGAGUCCGAGGAGCAAGAGGCUCAUGGUGGACUGGUGUCGGCCAGUUACGGGGAUGAUGAUAUCGGCCGCGUGGAGGAUGGAGACGAGAAGGACUCUGGGAACGAGGACAGCGAUGAAAACGACAGAAAUUCGGAAGAGGACGAUUCUGAUUCAGGGGGACCCCAAGAUGAUUCGCAGGAUAUCGUGACGGGAGAGAUGAAGGAUCCUAACGAGCUGGUUGCCCAGUUUUCAGAGAAAGUAAGGAACAUGUCUCCUGAAGAGAUACGGAUCCCACCAGAACCGCCUGGGCGCUGCUCCAGCCAUCUACAGGAAAAGAUCUAUAAACUUUACGAGCGGAAGCUUCAAGGGGACUUCGACACAAACAGCCACAUACAGAAGAAGAAAGAGUUCCGCAAUCCGAGCAUUUAUGAAAAACUGAUCCAGUACUGUGGAAUCGAUGAGCUCGGCACCAACUACCCUAAAGACAUGUUUGACCCCCACGGUUGGGCUGAGGAUUCAUAUUAUGAAGCAUUAGCCAAAGCUCAGAAGGUAGAGAUGGAAAAACUGGAAAAAGCUAAAAAGGAGAGGACCAAGAUUGAAUUUGUAACAGGAACAAAGAAAGGCAACACAACGAACACGGCCACCGUGACCACCAACACAGCCACCGCCACGUCUACAGCCGAGGCUCAGAAAAGGAAGAGUAAGUGGGACUCUGCGGUUCCGGUGACUCUGGCUCAGCCUGCGCUUCUCACCACCACAGCUACUCUCCCCGGGGUGGUCUCAGUCACCACCACGGCCAGCGGCACCAAGACCACGGUCAUCUCCGCCGUGGGCACCAUCCUGAAAAAGGCCAAGCAGUGACGCACUUGGAGCUCACCUGAGCUUCACGGGAGCUUCUUACAGAUUCAGGACUUCUUUUUAUUUCCAUGAACUGCUGUCCGGCGUUCAGAGACUGAUUCCGUUUUCCUGGACGAGUUUCAAGAACUUCAGAUUUCAAACACAGAAGCUACGGCCCUCCUCGUCCUCCAAACGCCAUCUGUCUGAAAUUUUAUACAGCUUAGGUAGUUUAAUUAACGCCAUUUGUUGUCUUUCUGCACGGAUUUUGUUCAGUUUGAGCCCAUUUUAAGUGUAUUUAUGUUGCUCAGAAACAGCUUUAGGAAGCAAAACAACACAAAGGUUGGUUUAAAUUCUUAUUACAGAAUGUCGAACCAGCGCAGUGAGGAUUUCUUUUAGCAGGUAUUUUUGUGCCCUCAGACCUUCUUUGUUUACCCUUCAGAGGUGAUUAUUCAUGUGUACAUAUUGAGACAAGCUGAAUCAAUGGCUUUUUCACAGCUGCUCAUGCUAGAAAUAAAUGUUUUGCAUUGUUGUA